CCCCUCCUCCCUGUGGUGAUGUCACAUCUCGUUACGCCAUUUUUGUCGGGGAGCAGUCGUGUUCUGGGGAGAGGAGGAAUACACCGAGCACAGCUCUCAGCCAACGGCUCCGCUCGUCGAGUUGUUCCGGUAACCGGGACGCUUGCUCGCCCGUCACACUCGCGCCAUGUCGUCGGAGAACCCGGACUCGGACACUCAGGUGGACCACGAGGACGAAAAACAGGAUGCCCAGGAGAAGAAUGCAAACCCAGCAAAGGCAGAGGAGGCCAAGCUGAAGGCCAAAUACCCUGCUCUGGGACAGAGGCCCGGCGGCUCAGACUUCCUCAUGAAGAGAUUACAGAAAGGGCAAAAGUACUUUGACUCGGGUGACUACAACAUGGCCAAGGCCAAGAUGAAGAACAAGCAGCUCCCUGUGGCGGGGCCUGACAAGAACCUGGUGACCGGCGACCACAUUCCAACGCCGCAGGAUCUGCCCCAGAGGAAGUCGUCCUUGGUGACCAGCAAGCUAGCCGGCUAGCCUUCGUCAUGCCAGAAGCACCCUCCCCCUCUCCCUGGGGCUCCCGGCAAAGGUCCCUCCUCCUCCUCACCCGUGUCCCCAAUGAGUCCCUCUCCUCACCUUCCCCUCCCUUACCUUUUCAUCCCCAGGCACCACUGGCUUUAACAUAUCGGGCAGAGUUGUAUAAGUUAGAGCUCCAUUUGCUUGUAUGUGGGUGGGGCGGGGUGGGAGGGUAUGGUUUUGGCGGCCCACAAGGUCGCAGCUGUCUCUGCCUUCCCACCAUGCACAGCUCUGCCCCCUCUGCGCACUCUGCUCUACCGCCUCCCUUGUCUUGGUUUUCGGUGUUCCAAGAUGCAUCACAGUAGGUGUGUGUCAUCGGGCAGGGGUCGGAUGGGGUCAGUUAAUGCACUUUGUAUUCUGUAUAGUAUGUUUUUGUUCUUUUUUUGCAUCCUGGAUGACACCAAAAUAAUGUGUGUGUGUGAGGGAGCUAGGAACCAUGAUCGCAGCGUGUUCUUUACGUUCCCUUUCUCUCUGGGUGGCAGCUUCUGAGGGAGGUGUUGGAAGAUGCGUGUGAAUAAUUGCUUGCAUACCAAAUUGGUUAGGGCAGCCGCCUGGAUUAAAAGAGUUGCUGAGCAUUCACUGACACCAUGUUGGGAAAUGGUGGCAAUUGAAUGGAGGCUUCCUGACAGCUCAUCCUUCGGUCACCUUGCGUCAAACAAAGCCAGAGGUCACCUGCUACAGCUCAGCCAAAAGGGGAUUUGAAACGCUGCCUUUUUGUUUCACUCUCUGCUCCUAUGGCUUUAAUUCUCAACUCCCUUUGCUCCUGUUCUCUCUAAAUAUGCUGCAUGAUUGUAACAUGUAACAAAAAAGAAAUUUAACAUGUUUUUUAAAGGGAGUGGGGCAUCUGCUUAUUGAUAGGAAGAAUCAAAACAAACACAUGAAGACCUGAAAUGUCUACAGUCACACUCCCUUCCUCUUCCUCUUUGCUGUCCUGACAAUCCACAUGCACACACUUGUUCGCGGCCUAGGGUAAGAGCUCAGUUUAGUAUAUCCUUGUAUAAUUUCCAAAGGCUGGGGACCCCUGCCAUUCUCUGACUUCUGUCUUAGUUUGGUUGCAUCAAGAUGUGUGUUUACUAUGAGCCUAAAAGAUUUGUGGGGGGAUUGAAGCACCCUACGUAGAGUAUAUGCUUCUGUAAAUAAUACUCCAACACGCAUGUAGUUUGCGAUAAGCUCAGCGCUUUGAGUACCAGCUAGCAUGCCUGAGGAAGACGGUAGUGCUAAAUCCACUCACUUGGGAUUACAACCUGGGAUUUUCUGGCUGGGGAAAUUCUUCGCUUUACCAACUGAGCCAAAUUUCACACUGCAGCUAUGAUCCGGCUCAGAGACUGCAGAUACCCAACCCAUUUAAUGUGUCUGCUAACAACUGAUCAUCUGGCUCCCGCCAUAAUGAUUUUGCUGACUCCAAACAUCUCUUCAAGUUAGUAUCUCAAGUGUCAAGUCUGAAGGUGUUUUCGACACGACUGCCAUGUCAUAUCACAGAAGUCGCAUUAAAAAGACAAAAGUAACCACAGUCCUAGCCUUCGUAGUCGUUUCCCACUCAGCCAUGUGCAGUAAAAAAAAGAUUUUCACACUGCAACUGAUCAAACAUGACUUAUUCUAGCUGCUUAAUGGAUGCUGGUUUCUCAUUGUUUAAACUCUUUCAGAUUAUUUAUCACAGUCAGAUUUAGUUGUGUCUAUUCCAAAACACUAACCUAAACGAUCACAUAUACUUUACUUCACUAAUCCUGAACUGGAGUUACUCCGACUCCCAGCACCCUUGAGAACGAUGUUUCCUUUUUCUUCCCCAAUUUACACUGCACAGACUGAUUCGUGUCAGAUCGUGGUAAACAGCAACCUGAAAACCACAGGUGUCAGCCCAGCUCAGAGCGACGUCACGAGGCAAGCUUAAAGUGGGACGUUGCAUGCUUGCGGGAUGUGCUCACUCCACCACUUGGCGAAGCGACGAGAUUGUAUAACAGAUGGUGAGGGGGCAACUUGUGAGCAAGUCCCACCUGUUAAUGUGGUUCAAGCUCUGAAACAGGUCACCGGAGCCAUCACCAAAAUCUGCAGACUUGAAAUGAAUCGAAACUGGACGCCGGCGCUCGCCGAGAAUCAGCCUCCUUGUAAUAAUAACUGCUUCAGGGAACCUUCACAAACGCACACCUCCAUGUAGACUAGGUGAUAGGGUGCACGCACCAUCACAUUCUCAGCCUUGUUAUGUUUUUCAUUGAGAUUUUUAAAUGUGUCAAACUUGCAGUGGAUGAAAGAAGUGACCUCUGUGUAUGUGCGUGUUACACAGUUGUAUGAAUGCAUUGCUUUUCUCUGUUCCAGCCGUUUGUAAAUAGACUUCAACAGGACGGGAUUCUGUGUGUUUUUUUGUUCUUUUUCCCACCUGCUUUUCACUCUGUCAGAGCCUGAGCUAUUUCUGAUUCAAGGGUUCCUCUUCUUUUCAGUUUAACACUACUUCUGCUCUAUCUGCAGAGGCUAUGUGAAUCUGUAUCAUAUGAAAAUAUGUGUAAAUGCUGCUGAUUCAGUCAAAGACAAAUCUUAAGAGAUGAUGCCCUGUAAAGAACACCUGUCCUCUCGGUUCUACCAGUCAGUCUCUCCUCUUUCUGCCAAGUAUCUGUCCUACGACAAACUCCAGAGACGAACUUGAUUAGCUUUCAGACCACAGUAAAAUUUAGUGCAUAUCCGACCAAAACAAUUUAAAAUUACUUUGUUGAAUUCAAUCCUAUUUUCGGUCUGGCCAGUUCUUAAAAUCUGGAUUGCUUUAUGACAAAACAAGAACAGACCGUUAAGCUACAGUUUCCUGCUUAAAGUAAAGGUUGCUGAAAGAUGACAUGUUCUAAGAAACAGCAGUGGACAGGAGUUCUUGAAUUCUACUUGAUGCUCGGCUUUGCACAGAAAAGUUUAACGAGAGGAAAUUGCAGGGUACGUUUCAAACCCACCAAACAGGGUGUCUCUCGUUCAGCUACGUGCCAGAA
Messenger RNA from Paralichthys olivaceus (Japanese flounder), 3519 nucleotides. It is a transcript of the gene ensab, whose product is annotated as endosulfine alpha b. The record is from RefSeq and is a predicted model, not a curated record. NCBI's taxonomy places the organism in Eukaryota, Metazoa, Chordata, Actinopteri, Pleuronectiformes, Paralichthyidae. Gene Ontology annotation, cellular component: cytoplasm. Gene Ontology annotation, molecular function: protein phosphatase inhibitor activity.